Solanum dulcamara is the source of this 1690-nucleotide messenger RNA. Its product is annotated as F-box/kelch-repeat protein At1g80440-like. The transcript has a single exon. The record is from RefSeq and is a predicted model, not a curated record. Gene Ontology annotation, biological process: regulation of phenylpropanoid metabolic process; negative regulation of cytokinin-activated signaling pathway. NCBI's taxonomy places the organism in Eukaryota, Viridiplantae, Streptophyta, Magnoliopsida, Solanales, Solanaceae. Gene Ontology annotation, molecular function: protein binding. Bases 342 to 1427 code for a protein of 361 amino acids.
CAGUAGCCCUUUAAAUAUUAUAGCCAGCCAAUUAUAACUUUUGAUUAUUGUCAUAACAAGCAAGUUGUGCUACUUGUGUGCUCUGAAAACAACCCUCUCUGUGACCUCCCCUUUGCCCCACUCCUACUUCACAAAGUAAAAAGUUUUGUCCCUAGAAAGAAACACCGGCCAGCCACGCUUACGGUUUUGUGAAACCAACGUCUCAUAAUUUAUGUCCUUUCGUCUUCUCAUAUAUUCAUUCACAUUUCCCUCCCUACAAAAACCCAACUAAAUUCACUUCAAAAGUUUCUUCUAUACAAAUUUACUUACGAGCAAAUCAUAAUACAAAAAGCGAGCUAGCCAUGGAGGAAUUGAUCCCGGGGUUACCUAAUGACAUAGCUCUUGAAUGUCUCAUACGUCUACCUGUUCAACAGUUCUCUAAAGCAGCUUCUGUAUGCAAAAAUUGGAACAGCGAGAUUACGCUACCGGAGUUUCGCCUCCGGCGGAAAUUAUCCGGGUUGAACCAACCCGUUUUGGUCAUGGUCCAAUCUAUGGUUUCUACUGUGAAAAAGCCAGAGGGUGAUACUGCCCUUUCUUCUACUCAGGUUUACCGGCUAUCUGUCUCUGACCCGGAAAAUGGCUCAUGGUACGAUUUGCCGCCGAUACCGGAGUUGAUUGAUGGAUUGCCGAGGUUUUGCCGGAUUGUUGGAGUCGGGUCGGAUUUAUUAGUGAUUGGCGGGUGUGACCCGGUUACUUGGCGGGUCAUGGACUCUGUUUUCGUCUACAAUUUCAUAUCCGGGUUAUGGCGUCGCGGUGCGGAUAUGCCAGGUCGGCAGAGGUUGUUCUUCGGAUGUGCUUCGAAUUCCGACGGGAUAAUCCUCGUCGCCGGCGGACAUGACGACGAAAAGAAUGCUAUGAAGUCGGUCCUCUCAUACGACGUCGUUAAAGACGAGUGGAUUACAAUUCCGGACAUGUUCAUGGAGAGAGACGAAUGUAAGGUUGUAUUUCACAAAGGUAAAUUCCACGUCAUCGGCGGUUAUCCUACGUGGGCGCAAGGUCACUUUGAGAACCAUGCUGAGGUGUUCGAUUUUGCCACGUGGCGGUGGCUACUGGAAGAUGACUUCUUGAGUGCGAUCAACACUUCUCCUCAUAGUUGCAUUGAAGGUAAUGAUGGGAGAUUAUACAUGUGCCGAGGCGGUGACGUGGCAGUGAAGGAAGAUGCUACGUGGCAGAAGUUGGCGGGAUUGCCACCAGGGAUUACCAGCGUGGCAUAUUUGACAGCGUGUCAGGGGAAGUUGAUGUUGGUGGGAAAUGGCCAAUUUUAUGGACUGCAUAGUUUGUAUGCUUUGGAUCUAGGGAGUGAUGGUAAAUUGGAAAAAUGGACAAAAGUAGAGACUACUGAUGAAUACAGUGGUCAUGUUCAAUAUGGUUGUUGCUUGGAGAUAUGAUAUUCUCAAAGGCAAUCAUUCACAAAUCCGGUUAAGGGUGAUUGUGUCUACUUAUUUAACUUUAUACAAAUUUUUAAUUGUCUACUUGUAUGUAUCUAUAAUUGAAGUACAAAGAUGUCAGUUAAAGUUAAGUUAAAUAGUAAAUUUACGUAUUAUUGUAUUUUUUUAAAAAUUUUGUCUAAGAUUGCUCUUAUUUUUGGCAUGUACAGUUGUGUAGUUGUGUAGUGUGAUUCAAGUUUUGACAAAUAUUGGCCUGCUACUGC